Messenger RNA from Rhipicephalus sanguineus (brown dog tick), 1324 nucleotides. RefSeq names its product N-glycosylase/DNA lyase (gene Ogg1). Bases 53 to 1204 code for a protein of 383 amino acids. Lineage: Eukaryota; Metazoa; Arthropoda; Arachnida; Ixodida; Ixodidae. The transcript is spliced from 8 exons. Gene Ontology annotation, cellular component: nucleus. Gene Ontology annotation, biological process: nucleotide-excision repair; base-excision repair; base-excision repair, AP site formation. The record is from RefSeq and is a predicted model, not a curated record. Gene Ontology annotation, molecular function: damaged DNA binding; 8-oxo-7,8-dihydroguanine DNA N-glycosylase activity.
GCAUGCGCCUGGUGCCCGCGCUUUUUUCCAAAAUGGUCUGUGCUGCUGGUGCAUGUGCUUGACUCAUCGCUUCGAGCCAUUCAAACAGCUGCGGCAUAUUUUUUUUGUUUGCCUAAUUAUUGAAGGGGCAAAGAUAACUUUGUGGCGAACCUUUAGUGCACUAGAAUUCAUCAUAAAAGUUAACAUGGUGUUGUCAGGAGUAAUUAAGUGCAGCAGACAACAACUCAAUCUGGAUGUGACGCUAACAUGUGGGCAAGCAUUUAGGUGGAAGAAGCAUCACUCUGAGUGGAUUAGCACUUUUGCGGGCAGGGUAUGGUGCCUGAGACAGGACGACGACGGAAACCUCCAUUAUCGGGUGCUUAAUGUCAAUAAUGGGUUAUGCUCACCAAAUAUUGAUAACUCACGCGUAGUACCUCGCAGCAGAAAACGGAAACGCGUGGAGAAUCUGCCAAAUUCAGAAAAUGAAGAGUUCUUGAGAGACUACUUUCAGCUGGAAGUUGACUUGGAAGACCUCUAUACUGAUUGGUGUAAUGUGGACCCUACAUUCAAGGCAACUGCCAAUUACCUCCCUGGAAUCAGAGUGCUGCGACAGGAGCCCUUAGAGGCUUUGAUGGCCUUCAUUUGCUCAUCCAACAACAACAUCACUCGCAUAAGCUCUAUGGUUGAAAAGCUGUGCACCAUGUAUGGAACUAAGCUUCUUGAUGGCAAAGAAGGGUCCUUUUAUGCCUUUCCUACGGCAGCACAGAUGGACCGAGAAGGGGUUGAGGCGGAGCUGAGGGCUGCUGGUUUUGGAUACAGAGCAAAAUAUGUGCAUGGCACAGCGAAGGCACUUGCUGCGCGGGAUCCUAUGUGGUUGCAGUCGCUUAGAGGUGCCCCUUAUGCUGAGGCACAUCGUCAACUCGUUGAACUUCCUGGUGUUGGUGCAAAGGUGGCUGACUGUGUAUGCCUGAUGGCUCUGGACAAGACUGAGGCAGUGCCAAUUGAUGUGCAUGUCUGGCGCAUGGCUACUCGUCACUACCUCCCCCACCUUAGGUCCCUGAAGAAUCUUUCAGCAGCUGCCUAUAAAGAAAUUGGUGACCACUUCAGGAAACGCUUUGGCCCCUAUGCUGGCUGGGCACAGUCUGUGCUGUUCACCUCUGAUUUGAAGAAACAUACGAAGUCCAGUCCAUCAGAAUCUGGAAACCUAGAAGAGGGUGCCACUUAAUACAGCAGACAAGGUUAUUUUCUUCCAUGGUGUCAUCCACCCUGGGAAUGUGCUAAGGAAAACAAAGAUGGGGAUGAAGGAGGGACACCUGUUGAAAAUAAAUAUUUUAUUCCAAGCAUG